Messenger RNA from Ziziphus jujuba (common jujube), 3173 nucleotides. RefSeq lists its product as uncharacterized. The record is from RefSeq and is a predicted model, not a curated record. Lineage: Eukaryota; Viridiplantae; Streptophyta; Magnoliopsida; Rosales; Rhamnaceae. The transcript has 4 exons. The coding region runs from base 1597 to 2742 and encodes 381 amino acids.
GGCUGUGCAGCCGGUGGGUUGUCUUGUCCCCACUUGAGCCUCCAUUUUGGCCCCUAUAAAUAUAUUUAUUAUAAAUAAAUAAAUAAAUACAUUUUUACGACUAUAAGAAAGAGAGAGAGAUAGAAAGAAACCCCCAUUUACCAAUUAACAACAACAUUAAUUCCUACGACCCAAUUUUCCUUCUAUAUAUUAGCAACUUCUUCACGCAAUCUUUCCAACGCCAUUGUCAAGACGGAUUUUUUUCCCAUUUUGUCUUCUGGACUUAUUGUUGACCUUGUGGCUUGAACAGUAGUUGCUAGUUACUUAUUCAAAAACUGUAUUCAUUGAAGUUUUGUAGUGCUAUCCUUUGCUUCAGUAUUUAUCCUUAAUUUGGAGCAUUGUAUGAGUGAUUUCCUUUUGAUUCUUUAAAGACAAGUAAAGAUUCAUAGUUUUAAAGAUUCAGAGCUUCAGUAGGGAAUAUAUUUAGAGCUCAUCCUUUUGGUAAGUAUACAUGUAGUUGACAUUAUUUUGAAUAUUUUCUUAAUAAUACACUUUUAUCAUGGGUUUCCAUUGAGUUUUAUUUGCUGUUGAUAUGGAUCAUAUAAUAGUUAAUCUUGAUGAAUAAUUGUAUUAGGCUUUAGAUAAUAUUUAUCUGCAUUCAAUGUUUAUUUAUACUCCUUAGCUUGUAGGUUAAUAUUGAUAAUAAUUUUAUUUGAAGAUGUCAAAUACCUUUCUUAUGAUUUUUUAAAUUUAUAAUUUUUGGUUUGAAAACAAAGAAUAGUUUGGCACUAAUAAAAUGUAAUGUGAUCUUACUGAGGUUCAUUUCUCCAUGACUGGCUUCAUUCUGUAUGUUUCUUGUAAGCAUCAUAUUAUUAUCAAAUUUUCACAUAUCUUUUCACAUGUUAUGUAUUUUUCUGGAUUUAGUUCAAGACUUCAGUUUUAUUAAGUUGUAUGUGCACCACUUACUUGAUUGAGUUGUAUUCACUGGUAAGAUGGUUGACUUAUAUAAUUUACAUAAAGAAAGAGAUGUGCUUCAUGAUAUUGAGACCCUGAUGACAACUUAAGAAUUGUAGAUGUAAACAAGUCUGGCAGGCUGAUUGAGGUGUCUAUUGAAAACAAAUGAGUAAGAUGAAAGUAAAGGGAAAAAAUACUCUUUGAGUUUGUUGUGUAGUUGGAGAAAUAGACAUUGUAUUUGUUAAAGUAUAGUUUUGCCUUGGUCUUCACAAAGGCCAUGUAUAUGUUUGUUUAUAUAUUCAACUACUUCAUUAGGAAGUAAAACAGUUUGUCUGUAUCCAUGUGAGUGGGAACACUUGCCUGAUUAUAGAAAUGGGUGAUUGGAUUGGAACCUUUGAAGCUUUACCUUUUUGUUAAGAAUUCCUUGAUGGAUGUUGGAUCAGGCAUUAUAAUUGGUGAGUGUGAAUAUUAUGAAAAACCAUCCUUUUCUCAAUGUUUUAGUCAGAACUACAUCCAAGAAUUGUGGAUAGGCUGUGAAAUAUGUUGUUGUGCUGCUGGUUGAGUGGUGAUAAUGAAAACAGAUGGGUUAACUUCUUAACUAAAUAUGUCGCAAGAAGUUUUAAGAGGUAAAAUUGGAAAGUAAAUUAAACAGUAUCUUUCAAGAUGGCUGGUGUGAAACGAAGAUUAUGUAAUGAUUCUGAUACCCAUGCUCUUCACAAAGAACUGGAGGAGAUCUCAUGCCCUAUUUGCAUGGACCAUCCCCAUAAUGCUGUUCUCCUCCUCUGCAGCUCGCAUGAGAAGGGUUGCAGAUCUUACAUUUGUGAUACUAGUUACAGGCAUUCAAAUUGCUUGGAUCGUUUUAAAAAGUUGAAAACCAAUACUAGGAACAGUCCAACUGUACCCAGUUCUUUGGAUUUAAACUCAUACGGUUCUCAUGAUACUCAUGAUAUGCAUGCAUCUUCAAGACCAAACAUGAAUGAAGCUAAUGAUAAUCACAAUCUAAAUGAAAGCAACACAGUAAUAUCUGAUGAAGAACCACAAGAAAAUAACAAUGAAGAUCCAAAUAGGCAUUUAGAAACUCAAGAAGGUGUUGUGGAAGCAGUUGAUUCAGAGUCCGUUCAGGAAAGGGUCGAGGUUGAUGAGUUAGAUGCUGAGAAUUCAUCAGAGUCGAAAUUGAGCUUAAAAUGUCCCAUGUGCAGAGGAGCGGUACUUGGCUGGGAGGUUGUAGAAGAGGCUCGAAAGUACCUUAACUUGAAGAAGAGAAGUUGCUCACGAGAAUCAUGCUCAUUCAUUGGUAACUACCAGGAAUUGCGUCGCCAUGCCAGGAGGGUUCAUCCAACUACCCGUCCCUCAGAAAUUGACCCAUCUAGAGAAAGAGCCUGGCGACGCCUUGAACACCAGAGAGAGUUUGGUGAUGUUGUCAGUGCCAUUCGUUCAGCUAUGCCUGGUGCUGUAGUAGUUGGAGACUAUGUCAUUGAAAAUGGAGACAGGCUACCUGGUCAAAGACCUGCUACAUUUGCUGAAUCUAAUGGGCCAUGGUGGACUAUGUUUUUAUUUCAGAUGAUUGGUUCCAUUGACAAUGUUGGGGAAUCAAGGUCUCGAUCAAGGGUUUGGACAAGAAAUCGGCGUUCGGCUGGAGCUUUUUCUGAGCGUCGGUUUCUUUGGGGUGAGAAUCUCUUGGGUAUUCAGGAUGAUGAGGAUGAUGAGGAUGACUUGCGUAUAUUAAGUGACACAGGUGAGGAUGCAUCUCCAAUUCCUAGAAGGCGUAGGCGUUUGACACGGUCAAGGUCAGAUGAAGAUCAUCCAUGAGAAACAUCUCAUUUAUUGCUGUAAUACGCAGAAAGCUGUCAUCUGAGAUUUUUAGUGCAAAGAAACAUGGUUGCAGAAUUCCAUCAGCGUGGUGGAAAGUUAGCAGACAAUGUUUUUAUGAAGUUUGGAGACAUAGCGAUAGGAAAUGACAGCGAUUUUAGCUCUGCUACAAGGCUCUCAGAACAUAGGAAAAGCAAGGAGUUUGAAAUUAUACCCAUGGAUGCCAAAUCAAGUCCGCCUUGGAAGCAUUUAAAUUUGGAUGAAGAUGAUGUUCACACGAUGUGAUUGCUGUUUUAGAACUUGUUUGAUAGUUUUAGUCUGAUUUCUCUCUUCCUGCUUGUUUCCCUCCCUGUUAUUGCAUAAAUGUUAUGCUUUGCAGUUGUUUCUCUAAUGAAAAAAGUUAUGUAGAGAAUGUUGUCCCUACUUUUUUA